UACCUUUCCAUCUUUUUUGCAUAUCUAUACGGCAUCGCGUUGUAAUAUUGUAGGCCUCGACGUUUAAAAAUACGUAAUAUGCUGUACCAACAUCCACAUCCGCGCGCCUGCACCUACAUCUGCGCGCCUGCACCCACAACCACGUACAAAAUAGCUUUUAUUUUUAUGACUCGAGGCAAGUACUAUUCUUUCUCUACCUUUCUAUCUUUUUUGCAUGUUUAUACGGCAUUGCGUUGUGAUAUUAUAGGCUUUAACGUGGUAUAUUUCCAAAAACGUUGCGACCGGUGUUGCGACCGGUAUUGCGACCGGUAUUGCGGCUAAUCAUCACCCCGGAACGCUCGGAACGCGUGUAUUUACUAAUAAUAAAAUUAGUAAAUGUUUUAGAUUAAUUAAGACUUACUUUAAACGCGUUGAUACUGUUGUUUUUGAUAUUGUUUUUAAUGUUGUUUUUGAUAUUGUUUUUAAU
Molecule: messenger RNA, 466 nt
Organism: Daldinia loculata
Lineage: Eukaryota; Fungi; Ascomycota; Sordariomycetes; Xylariales; Hypoxylaceae
Exons: 1
Coding region: 79-321 (80 amino acids)
Source: RefSeq, a predicted model, not a curated record